This is a messenger RNA of Diorhabda carinulata, 1188 nucleotides long. RefSeq names its product protein N-terminal asparagine amidohydrolase (gene Ntan1). Gene Ontology annotation, cellular component: nucleus. Gene Ontology annotation, molecular function: protein-N-terminal asparagine amidohydrolase activity. Bases 192 to 1124 code for a protein of 310 amino acids. Gene Ontology annotation, biological process: ubiquitin-dependent protein catabolic process. The transcript has 7 exons. The record is from RefSeq and is a predicted model, not a curated record. NCBI's taxonomy places the organism in Eukaryota, Metazoa, Arthropoda, Insecta, Coleoptera, Chrysomelidae.
UCCACUACUACGAGAGUUUAAUGUCUUCCACUAGAUUCAGUUCUGUCGUAACCUUUGGUAGGAAAACAACUUUGGCGCGACAAUACGCGAGUUCGUUCGGUUUACGAAGUUUUUAAUUCCAACAAGAAGAAGAGAUAAGCGAAUAUGGUUAAAUAGAUAUUCGAUGAGAAUAUUGAUUCCUCGUAUUUAAGAUGGUAUUAGUUCUAAACGGGGUUCUACAAGAAGACUGCCCUCUAGAUUCCCGAUCUUUAUACCUGACACAUCCGAUUUAUAGGGAAACAGCCGGACAGUUACUCAAUGUACCGAAUAAAAUAAUAGGAACUGUCGGUUUGCUUUACGUUCAACAGAGGGAACUGGCUGCCACUGUACCACACGACAAAAAUGUUAGCAUCCUCGGGGCAGACGAUGUUACCACUUGCUUGAUAGUAGUCGUAAGACAUUCUGGAUCGGGAGCGGUAGCGAUGGCUCAUCUCGAUGGCUCAGGCACCGAUGAAGCUGUUUGCACAAUGGUGCAAAGAGUUCAAGAGCUCGCGUUGGGUUAUCCAGAAGGGAGAAUAGAGCUUCAAUUAAUUGGUGGUUUCAACGAUCCCAGACAUUAUUCCGACGAAAUAUUCUAUAACGUCAUAAAUUCGUUCCACAAACAUCCCAUAGAAAUCGACUUGACCCUUGCGUGUACAGGUGAAUUGAACACUACAGUUAGAGGUGGAAUUCAUUGGCCAAUUAUUUACGGAGUCGGAUUCAACGUUAAAACUGGCGAAAUUUUUCCGGCGACCUUUCCAGACAAAGGUCCAGAUCAUUCGUUAAGAUGCGCCAGAUAUCUUACUGGAGUCCCUCAGGUCUUGGACAUAUACGAUUAUUCUCUUGGAAUGUUACGAAUAGGACCGUUCAAUUACGAACCGUUAAGAGGCGUAGAUUUAUGGUUAGAACAAAGCGAUGAUUUCAUACUGCAGCAUCUGUCUACAUCGCCGGAAGUACAACCGCCGCAUUUCGUAAUGCAGAUUAGAGCUACGCUGAAAUACAUACAAGAAAACCAGUUUCCCGCAGUGACCGUCUUCAGGGAUAAUCGUCCUCACUAUUUUAGACGGGAUGAACAUUCUGGCAGCUGGGCACCUAUUAGAUUUUAAUUUUAGAAUACCCAUCAUUGUUUUGCUAUGUAAUUUGUUAUUUAAUACGGAAAUACUAAAAUAA